This is a messenger RNA of Trichechus manatus latirostris (Florida manatee), 2032 nucleotides long. RefSeq names its product NKD inhibitor of WNT signaling pathway 1 (gene NKD1). The record is from RefSeq and is a predicted model, not a curated record. Gene Ontology annotation, cellular component: cytoplasm. Lineage: Eukaryota; Metazoa; Chordata; Mammalia; Sirenia; Trichechidae. Gene Ontology annotation, molecular function: calcium ion binding. The transcript has 10 exons. Bases 213 to 1625 code for a protein of 470 amino acids. Gene Ontology annotation, biological process: negative regulation of Wnt signaling pathway.
GCGGGGAGGCGCGGGUCUCCGCGGCGGGCUGGGGGUAGGCGCGCCGGGGCGUCAGUAGGGCCGCGGCGACGGCGGCAGGAGCUUGUCUCGGCGCUGCCUUGGGCUUCGCUCGGCUCGGAGGCUGCACCGGGAGGAGAGCAAGGCGAGGCGCGCCGCCAGGCCCGGGGGCCGGGCGCAUGGCUUAGGGGCGCCCCGGCCGCCGCGCCCCCAGCAUGGGGAAACUUCACUCCAAGCCGGCCGCCGUGUGCAAGCGCAGGGAGAGCCCGGAAGGUGACAGCUUCGCGGUGAGCGCCGCCUGGGCUCGGAAAGGCAUCGAGGAGUGGAUUGGGAGGCAGCGCUGCCCCGGCGUCGGCCCGGGACCCAGACCGCUGCGAGCGGCGGGCACCGUCGGCAGAGGCACCCGGGAGCUCAUGGGCGAAGUUUUCAGAGAAACACUCAGCGAGGAGGAGGAGGAGGACUGUCGGCUGGAAGUGGCCCUGCCGCCCGAGAAGACCGACGGGCCAGGCAGUGCAGAUGAGAAGAGGACAGAGAAAGCGGGUGAGCCCUGCCCGGGCUCCAAGAAGCAGCUCAAGUUUGAAGAGCUGCAGUGUGACGUGUCUGUGGAGGAGGACAGCCGACAAGAGUGGACCUUCACCCUUUAUGACUUUGACAACAAUGGCAAGGUCACCCGCGAGGACAUCACCAGCUUGCUGCACACCAUCUACGAGGUGGUGGAUUCCUCCGUCAACCACUCCCCAACAUCGAGCAAGACGCUGCGGGUGAAGCUCACGGUAGCCCCUGAUGGGAGCCAGAGCAAGAAGGGCAUCCUUAUCAAUCCUGCUGACCUGCAGAGCACGCGGCCCAGAGUGGAGACCAAGCCCACCGAGGAGCUGCGAAGCUGGGAGAAGAAGCAGCGAGCCCCACUCAGGUUCCAGGGCGACAGCCGCCUGGAGCAGCCUGGCUGCUACCACCACUGCGUUGAUGAGAACAUCGAGAGGAGAAACCACUACUUAGAUCUCGCUGGGAUAGAAAACUACACGUCCCAGUUUGGGCCGGGCACCCCUUCAGUGGCCCAGAAGUCAGAACUGCCCCCCCGCACCUCCAACCCCACUCGGUCUCGCUCCCACGAGCCGGAAGCCAUCCAAGGCCCACUCCGCAAACCCCAAGGCGCGGACCCAGGCUCCUUCCAUUUCCUUGACACCCCAUUCGCCAAGGUCUCGGAGGUCCAGCAGCGGCUCCGGGGUACCCAAGACGGGAGCAAGCACUUUGUGAGGUCACCCAAGGCCCAGGGCAAGAGCGUGGGUGUGGGCCACGCAGCCAGAGGGGCAAGAAGCAAACCCCCGCUGGGGCCCGCCGGCUCCUCGGUGUCUCCCUUCGCCCACCUGGCCGCCAGCCCGGCCCUCCUCCCCACCGUGGCACCCCUCGGGCACAAGAAGCACAAGCACCGAGCCAAGGAGAGCCAGCAGGGGUGCCGGGGCCUGCCGCCCCCGCUGGCGGCGGGCGGCACGGUGGCGGGGCGGGAGCAUGUGCGGGAGCUGCCCGCCGUGGUGGUGUACGAGAGCCAGGCCGGGCAGGCGGUCCAGAGACACGAGCACCACCACCACCACGAACACCAUCACCAUUACCACCACUUUUACCAGACCUAGGCCCUUCCCCCCGGCCGCUGUAUGAAGGAACACCGCUCCCCGACGCCCCGAGGCAUUAUUAUUCUAUUAAUUAUUGUUAUUAUGAUGAUUAUUGUUAUUAAUAAUUAUUGUUACUCCACUAAUAUUCUGCUAGCCUCCAUGUAGAAGAUAUAUGGAAACACAACUAAACUUUUAUUUAUAUGUUGUGGGGACUGCAUUACUGACUCUGGGCUCGGAGGCGGCCUGUCGAUGGCAGGGGCUCCCCCAGUUUCCCCCGUGGAUCUCCCCACACCCUUCCCAACCCCCUGUGCCAGAACUCGGCCAGAACUCUGCCCCCACCCCAGUCUCUCCCAGGAGAACACCCUUACCUGACCUGGCUUCCAGAGACCCUUGGAAUCUCCCAGAAGAUAAACAGCUGCUACCUCUUA